UACUGCGGAUGGACGAACUCCUUCAAUGUAAAGGGACUGCAUGCCGCAUGUUUUAUAGAUCAAAUGUGCACCAGCCAGUCAAUUGCCUAUUUUGGUUCGGAUAUUCGUUUAAAAUGUCAACAAGAACCUAAUAAGAGGGGUUCCUUUGAGAAGACGGGCCGUUUUUAUACAGUUGAGUUUAUUGGCCGUGUAAUUAACUGUUAUUAUUGCCAGGGAAUCUAUUUUUAGGACCUGCACGUCCUUUAAAGACAGAAGAUACCGAAGAGACUGUGACAUUUACUCAGAGUCCUCUUUGCAGUGUACCAGGAAAUUGUUAUCUUUACAGUUUACCUCCAGUUUGAGGCCCAAACGCAUCCAGGAUGAAAAGUGUCCGGGUCGUAGUGGUGGGAGCAGGCGUGGUCGGCUUCUCCACUGCCGUCUGCAUCGCUGAGGCGCUUCCUUUCUGCUCCGUUACUCUGCUGGCUGAGAAGUUCAGUCCAGACACCACCAGUGAUGUAGCUGCUGGGCUCCUGUUCGCUCCAAAGUUUCCAGAUAUUCCCUUAGAAAGACAAAGACACUGGUUCAAGAACAGCUUUGAUCACCUGUUGGCCAUUUCUCAAUCCCAACACUCACCAGACGCUGGAGUAAUGCUGAGUUCUGGCUGGCAGAUAUUCAAGGACGUUCCAGCGGAUAAGACGCCCUUCUGGUCAGAGUUUAUGAUCGGUUUUCGAUUCAUGACUGACAGUGAAUUAAAACUGUUUCCAGGGCACAAGUUUGGACACGCAUUCACCACCAUAAAAUGUGAAUGUUCUACCUAUGUGCCGUGGCUUGAGAACAGGUUCAGAAAAGCUGGAGGUCACGUUGAGCAGAGGAAGGUCUACAGUCUGGAUGAAUUAAGCAGCAGCUAUGAUCUCAUAGUCAACUGCUCUGGUCUGGGCUCCAAAACGCUGGUGGGUGACGAACAGGUGUACCCGAUCAGAGGCCAGGUCCUCAAGCUGGAAGCCCCCUGGCUGCAGCACUUCAUCAGAGCUGGAGAUGGAAUGACCUACAUCUACCCCGGCAGAGACGGCGUCACUGCAGGCGGCACCAGGCAGGAGGGGGACUGGCGACUACACGUGGACGAAGACGACACCAAGAGCAUCCUGGAGCGCUGCAGCCGGCUGGUGCCGAGUGUCAGCAAAGCCAAAGUUCUCAGCAAGUUGGUCGGUCUGAGGCCCACCAGGAAGAACCCGAGGGUGGAGAGGGAGCUGGUGCAGCUGCAGGGUCGCAGGGUGCCUGUGGUCCACAAUUACGGCCACGGAGGCUGGGGAGUCACCCUCGCCUGGGGCACCGCCCUGGAUGCACUGGGGCUGGUCAGACAGUGCCUUCAUGAAAUGCCGCUACAGGCUAAACUGUGAACUAUAUCAACUUCCACUAAAUCCUGCUUUUUGUAUGUGCCAAUAACACUCGCCUUUAAAUAAUAAGACGUACUGGCAGAAAAUCAAAUCAAUAAAUAAUAAGCUGUAGGUUUUACGUUAGUGUAUAGGGAAAUAAUUUGUAAAAAUGUAAUUUUGGUGAAUAAUUGGACACAUUGGUACUGAAUGUUAUGGGACAAUGUCAUGCAACAAAAUCUGUAUUACAGUUGCCUUUGAGUGCAGAGAACUACAGUCAGAUUAAUUUAAUUCAAACAUUUAUUGAUGAUUGAGUGAAAGUAGAACAAUGAUUAACAGCCUUGUUAGCAUUUUUACAAUGUUUAUAUAAAAGAAACCUUUAUUGAUUAAAUUAAUGAACAAGAAAUACUAUACAUAAUUUACUGUGAAAUGAAAAGCUCAGGUUAAGCUCUGUCUGAGAACUGCUGAUAGAUUACUGUAUCAAAUACAGUUUGAUUUCUAGUAUCUCCCAGCGCUUCAUUAAUGUCUUACACUGCUUGCAGUCAGAUUACAUGCAUAACUAAUGUGACAGUAAAUCAAACAAUGGAUAUUAAUAAAGGCUUUGUUGAUGCAAGAUGAAAGGCCACUCACUGCCAGGCAAUGAUGCUUAUGUAACUGUUGGACUCAGCUGCAGUCUUCUCUACAAACUGGAUUCAGCUGAAAGAGAGACAGGUAUUCCAGAUCCACCGUUCUGUCAAAAUAAUUCUGGUAGUCUAUUUUCCAUGUUUGAUCUGUUGAUCUAAAUUAUUUUCUUGCAAAAAGUCAAACAGGUGAAAAGGGUUUUGCCAGCAUAUUCUUUCAAAGCUCCUUAAAUAUUGUUUCAUCCGUGAAACAGGUGGGGAAACCAGUUUCGUCAGGAUUAUCUUUGAAAAUGUUUUUUCUUUUCUUAUGAUGCAAUGCUUAAUUUGACCUGAGGCUGAAAUGCACCACUACACUGUGUCCUAAAUACAACUAGUAAAAGGAGAACUCACCUGGAAGAAAACAUGAUUGUUUUUAUUCCGAUUUGAAUAUGGAGUAGUGGUGCACUUC
Messenger RNA from Centropristis striata (black sea bass), 2417 nucleotides. RefSeq names its product D-aspartate oxidase (gene ddo). The record is from RefSeq and is a predicted model, not a curated record. Gene Ontology annotation, molecular function: FAD binding; D-amino-acid oxidase activity. The transcript is spliced from 5 exons. Lineage: Eukaryota; Metazoa; Chordata; Actinopteri; Perciformes; Serranidae. Bases 360 to 1376 code for a protein of 338 amino acids.